UCUCCAAGCGCGAGCUGUAGCACUCAUUUCUUUUCCAUCUGUUAUUCACUGACACUUUUAACAAGGUGUCAGCGGACAUGUACCCUUCUCUGGGGGAUCUAGUACGUAGGCUGGACCGCAUUCACAACAUGUAGAUACAAGCGUGAUUUCUCUUUCUCUCUCUGCGUAACAGUGCGCUUUCAGUUCCCCUUUUUAGUGAAGCAAAAACGGGCCCGUGUCUUCUCCUAAUGUCCAGAAACAUGGAGCACACCGGCUGCGUCAACAUCUGCAGUCUCACCAGCACAUUACCGGUGAUCCCGUAUCGGAAACUAACGGACCUGCACUACAUCAGCAAGGGAGGCUUCGGGACGGUGUUCAGGGCGCAGCACAGUGACUGGCGCACCACAGUGGCGAUUAAGUGCUUGAAACUGGAUUCACCGGUUGGUGAGAGGGAAAGAAAUUGUUUACUGAAGGAAGCUGAAGUGCUUCACAAAGCUCGAUUUAACCACAUCAUCCAGAUCUUUGGGGUGUGUAAUGAACCCGAGUUCUUUUGCAUCAUAACCGAGUACAUGACCAACGGAUCGCUGGAUGAGCUCCUACAUGAGAAGGAUAUAUACCCAGCGGUGGCUUGGCCUUUGAGACUUCGUAUACUUUAUGAGAUUGCUCUUGGAGUCAAUUUCCUCCACAAUAUGUCUCCGCCACUUCUACACCACGAUCUCAAAACUCAGAACAUCCUGAUGGAUGGGGAGUACCAUGUUAAGAUUGCCGAUUUUGGCUUGUCUAAAUGGCGUCAGCUCUCGAUCACCAAAGGCUCUGGCUCCAAACCUGCUGAAAUGGGAGGCACAGUCAUCUAUAUGCCACCUGAGGAGUACGAACCCUCCAAAACCCGCAGAACCGAUGUCAAGUAUGACAUGUACAGUUACGCCAUCAUCAUGUGGGAAGUGCUGUCGAGACGAAUACCAUUUGAAGAGGCCACCAAUCCCAUGCAGAUCAUGUUCAGCGUUCUCCGAGGCGCUCGACCUGACACAGGCCUGGACAGUCUGCCGGUAGACAUUCCCAGUCGAGAGACUCUCAUUAACCUUAUGACCAGCGGCUGGACCGCCAACCCAGAUGAACGGCCUUCUUUUCUCCAUUGUCUUAUUGAACUGGAGCCCAUGUUGAGAAGAUUUGAUGAGAUUGAUGUCUUGGAAGCAGUGUUGGAGGUCAAAAGAAUAAAGUACAGGAGGCCGUCAAGCUGCUGCUCAUCGACUCAAAGUAACGGAAAGAAAAUUGAGGAAAAGUGUGUGAAAGAGCUAAAUGUCCCAUGGCCAGACAACAGUUCCACAUCUGGAUCAGGCUCCUGCUCUUCCCAGGAAGCAGAAAUAUCCCAGCCGGGCUUCCUUACCAUAUCAACUCCCUCUCAAGGUGCUUAUGCGGGUCUGCCGUCAUCAUUAAUGUCUCUUCCACUGGAUCCCCCAAAGCCUCUUAUGGACAACUGCUCUCCCAACAACCUGAGUCCUGAAUAUCAGACAGCGCAGGUCGUGUCAGACCUCAACAUACCAUUCAAAGCUCAUGCGCCUCAGAGUGAAAGUGAGCUGGCUCUUGCCAUACAACCCCUCACACUGCAUCCACACCCACAACGUAUGAUGGGAAAACAGGCAAACAAAAAUCUUAGGUUUGUGUGUGUUUUUACAGGCGUUUGGCAUUUCUGCAUUAACAUGUUUCUUCUUUUAUUCUAGUUCUUAAAACAAGACAAUAUGCUUU
Messenger RNA from Danio rerio (zebrafish), 1722 nucleotides. It is a transcript of the gene ripk2, whose product is annotated as receptor-interacting serine-threonine kinase 2. Gene Ontology annotation, cellular component: endoplasmic reticulum; cytoplasm; plasma membrane. The record is from RefSeq and is marked validated. Gene Ontology annotation, molecular function: ATP binding; transferase activity; protein serine/threonine kinase activity. Gene Ontology annotation, biological process: cellular response to muramyl dipeptide; nucleotide-binding oligomerization domain containing 2 signaling pathway; regulation of apoptotic process. Lineage: Eukaryota; Metazoa; Chordata; Actinopteri; Cypriniformes; Danionidae.